Messenger RNA from Drosophila bipectinata, 684 nucleotides. RefSeq lists its product as uncharacterized. NCBI's taxonomy places the organism in Eukaryota, Metazoa, Arthropoda, Insecta, Diptera, Drosophilidae. The record is from RefSeq and is a predicted model, not a curated record.
UCCGGGGCGCCCAGGUCAGUCGCCAUCGAAUCACCGUCAAGUCAGCGUUCAGUCUGGUUUUCAGUCGAGAAGCCACAGGAACCUACCCAGAGAUACCCAAACAUCUAAUGAUGAACUUCGUGCAAGGAUCCCUGAUCGCCCUGCUCCUGGUGGGAGCACUGGUGGAGAGCCACGCAGGUCUGUUCGACUGCGAGGACAAGAUCCCCGGGCUGGGAGAUGUCAGCGACAAGAUCUCGGAGAUCACCGGAAGCAGCAGCAGCUCGGAGCACGAGGUGCGCGACUUCUUCAAGAACGUGGGCUGCCACAUCAAGGAGGGCGCCAAGAAGCUGGGCGAGAAGGCCAAGGACCUCGGCGCCGAGCUGAAGGAGGGCGCCCAGAAGCUCGGCGCGAAGGCCAAGGUCCUCGGCUCGGACCUGAAGGACCGCUUCGACGACUUCCGCGACAAGCUGGCCAAGGACUCGGCCGAGGAGAUGAGCAAGGACCGCGGCUUUCUCGCCAACGUGGAGAUCAUCAACCCAGACAUUCUCAAGGGGGAGCAGCAGUGCGGACACGGCCACAUCCUGGACGCCUUGGGCAACUGCAGCAAGUUGAGGAAGUAGGGCUCGACCCAGCGCAGUUAAUAUUUAAGUUUUUUUUUUUAUUAUUUUCCUAUUAAUUUUUAUGUGAAUAAAAACAGAAUGUGAA